Molecule: messenger RNA, 1644 nt
Organism: Heteronotia binoei (common prickly gecko)
Lineage: Eukaryota; Metazoa; Chordata; Lepidosauria; Squamata; Gekkonidae
Product: vomeronasal type-2 receptor 26-like
Exons: 5
Coding region: 1-1644 (547 amino acids)
Biological process (GO): G protein-coupled receptor signaling pathway
Cellular component (GO): membrane
Molecular function (GO): G protein-coupled receptor activity
Source: RefSeq, a predicted model, not a curated record
AUGGUGACCAAGUUCCAUCAGCAUGUCCUGGCCUUGGUGUUUGCCAUAAAUGAGAUCAACCAAAAUCUCAGCAUCUUGCCCAACGUUACUCUUGGAUAUCACAUCUAUGACAACUACCACGACAUGAAGAUGACGUAUCGCACCACUCUUGAUCUACUCUGUAAAUCACAUCGGUAUUUUCCUAACUAUGAAUGUGAUAACCACAAAAACUUGGUAGCCAUCAUUGGGGGACUUAAUUCUGAUAUCUCUUUCUGCAUGGCAGACAUCCUAAGUCUCUACAAGAUACCACAGAAGACAGUGAAGAUCAAUGAAACAUGUACUGGGGAGGAGAGACUGGAGAGUCUUCCUGAACACCUUUUUGAAUUGCACAUGACAGGCUACAGUUACAGCAUCUACAAUGCAGUCUAUGCUGUGGCACAUAGUUUGCAUGCCAUGUAUUCAUCGAAAUCCAGUGACAGAUCAAUGGACAGGGGUCAAGGAGCGGAAUGGCAUGAUCUCCAGUCUUGGCAGAGCUUCUCCAGGGUGAAAAUUGGAAGUGUGAAUUUCAAUGCUCCUGAAGGACAAGAAUUACUUGUUCAUGAGAACAUGAUUGUGUGGCAAACAAGUUUUAACAAGAUGGUGUCCAUUUCUUUGUGCAAUGACUACUGCAACCCUGGCUUUCACAAGAGGAGGAAGGAAGGGGAGACAUUUUGUUGCUAUGAUUGUGUUCCUUGCCCAGAAGGGAAGAUUUCAAGCCAGAAGGAUAUGGACGAUUGCACCAAAUGCCAAAGUGGUCAGUAUUCAAACAAGGACCAAGAUGGAUGCAUUCCCAAGACCUUAAACUUCCUGUCUUUUGAUGAACCUUUAGGAAUUUCUUUGGCUUCCAUAGCUGCUUCUUUAGCUCUUCUCACAACUGUAGUAUUAGGAACUUUUAUUAAGCACAAAAACACUCCUGUUGUCAAAGCCAACAACCUGGACAUCACCUACGCACUUCUCAUUUCCCUCCUGUUCUGCUUCCUCUCUUCCUUGCUAUUUGUUGGGCAACCAAGUCAGGUGACCUGCUUCUUUCGACUGUCAACUUUCAGCAUUGUCUUUUCAGUGGCUGUUUCCUGUGUGUUGGCCAAAACCAUCACUGUGGUUGUUGCUUUCAUGGCCACUAAACCAGGAUCCAGCAUGAAGAGGUGGCUAGGGAAAUGGCUGGCUAAGUCAGCUGUCCUUUCUUGCUCCCUCAUUCAGGUGGGCAUUUCUAUAGUGUGGCUAGCAACCUCACCACCGUUCCCAGAUUUUGACACACUGUCAUUGACUGAAGAGAUCAUAGUAGAAUGUAAUGAAGGGUCUGUUUUCAUGUUCUACAUUGUUCUGGGUUAUAUGGGACUUCUAUCCAUCAUGAGUUUGACUGUGGCUUUCCUAGCUAGGAAGUUGCCGAACAGUUUUAAUGAAGCCAAGUUCAUCACCUUCAGCAUGUUGAUCUUUUGCAGUGUUUGGGUGUCUUUUGUUCCAACCUAUCUCAGCACCAAAGGGAAAUCCAUGGUAAUGGUAGAAAUCUUCUCUAUCUUGGUGUCCAGUGCUGGGUUAUUAGGCUGUAUAUUUUUCCCCAAAUGCUUCAUUAUUGUGUUGAGACCUGAGCUGAACAGGAGAGAGGAACUAAUAAGGAGAAAAAGAUAA